This is a messenger RNA of Oncorhynchus nerka (sockeye salmon), 5604 nucleotides long. It is a transcript of the gene cdh24b, whose product is annotated as cadherin-24. Gene Ontology annotation, cellular component: catenin complex; adherens junction; plasma membrane. The transcript is spliced from 13 exons. NCBI's taxonomy places the organism in Eukaryota, Metazoa, Chordata, Actinopteri, Salmoniformes, Salmonidae. The record is from RefSeq and is a predicted model, not a curated record. Gene Ontology annotation, biological process: multicellular organism development; calcium-dependent cell-cell adhesion; adherens junction organization. The coding region runs from base 228 to 5192 and encodes 1654 amino acids. Gene Ontology annotation, molecular function: cadherin binding; calcium ion binding.
UUCUGCAAGAGGGGGGGGGGGGAGGAACAGCAGAGAGGAGCUGUGAACAGAUAGAGAAAGAUAUUCAACGCGGCGCCUGUCCUCCAUCUCAGUGUGAAGGGCACGUAAUGGAAGAGUGAGAGGGAGGAUACAAGGAAAGAGAAAUAGAGAGAAUGAAGACAGCCGGAAAACAAGUGUUUCCUUGCACCAAGCAUCACUCAAACUAGGACAUCUCACCACAGGACAAGAUGAUCACCAGGAAUCUGCUCCUAUUGGUCUCACUGUGUCUGUGGGAGGAGCUUAUGGGAGAAGGUUCAGCCUCUAAGAUUGUCAGGAGAAGAGGGGCGGGCGGGACUCACCUGCUGAAGCUAGGGGAGAACAGAAUAGCGGAGCAAUGGGAUUCAAGCGUGAAUUCAAACGUGAUGCCCAUGGUGACUCUUAGAAACUCAAUUGGUCAUGACCUGGGUGGUGAUAGUGGCUCUAUCUCUCACCCCAAAAUACCCCAGAAUCAUGCAGCCAUACCAUCUAAUAAGGAGAGGCAGGCUUUUAAACCUAAUCCAGUUCUGGACAUGGAAGAAAACCCUAUCAAAAAAGGAGAAUCAACUCUGUCACCCAAUAACAGGGAAUCGGUCCAGGAGAAAGAACUUAAAAAGAUCAAGAACAGUACAAAUAAUGCUGGGACUCCCACCAAAACAGGGAGGAUGGAGAAAGUAUUCCUAGUUCACCAUAGACCAGACCUACACUCCAAUAGAACCAGAUUCAAAUCCAUUUCCCGAUCCAGAGUGAGACCAGAUCUGAGCAUUCACACCACAGGGCUGCAAGGCAAAGGACUCACUAUGGAUUCAACCAGAAAAUUAAAUGUGACCGGCAGCUACAGUGUCCUAAAACUGCUGUCAAAAGAGAACCUGGUGAUGAUUGUGAACUCACAGAUGCAGAGUGUUCAGAGUCUGAAUGAUCUUCAGAGCAAGAGCAGUCGAAGCAGAACGAGAGAUUUGAUUGAUGUGGAUCACAGCCCGAUGGAGGCCCUAAAAUUACAGAAGCAAGAUUUGGCUGUUACUCAAAACCACUUCGCAUUGGAUAAUACAACUGCACUGCCGCAUAUAAACCCUGUCACAAAUCCUGAUCCAAGUCUAGAAAAGGCUGUUCACACUUUAAGUGAAGUCACUCUAGAUUCUGGUGUGGGAAAAGACAACUCUGAGAUGAGGGCUGCAGAUAGUACAGUCACUUGGAAGAGCAAACACACCUCUCACCCUCUGUCAACACCUAUGAAUGAGGUCAGUCUCGACACUGACAGGGAGGUGACCAUCACUAAGACCAGUAAGACUGACCCUCCGGCCAUGACCAAGCAUCUACCCUCAAGCAUCUCUUCUCAGACAAAUGCUGGCCCUCCCUCAGUGUUCACCUCACAGCCCCAGGGAGAGGGGACUGGGAGUGUGGCAGGGGAUUCCCAUAAGGAGAGUUUUCUUCACACAGCCGCACCAGGACUCAAAAUCCUCAGCCCGAUUGCCACUCAAGACCCUGAAGGUGGCGCCACAGAGCCAAUCGAUAGCAGCCAUGUCCUCAAACUCCACCCAGACACACACUGGGGCUUCAACCAGGACAAGGCAGCCGGUGGGGGGAUGACAGUUGAGUCCCAUCCCGGGAAUGGGCGGGGCCUGGUGUUCCAAGAGGCGGAUGAGGAAGAGGGCCGUGGUCAAAUGGAUGGGGAGGGGGCUCGGUCACGCAGCAGGAGGAGUUGGAUCUGGAACCAGUUCUUUGUGAUUGAAGAGUACAGCGGGCCUGAACCGGUGCUCAUCGGACGGCUGCACACUGACAUGGACCGAGGUGAUGGACGCACCAAGUACGUGCUGAGGGGCGAGGGGGCGGGGGCGGUGUUUGUGAUUGACGAGAAGACGGGCAACAUCCAUGUCACCAAGCCCCUGGACCGCGAGGAAAAGGACGAGUACCGCCUCAUCGCCACAGCAACCGACCGGCAGACCGACCGGGCCCUGGAGCCCUCGUCCACAUUCAUCAUCAGAGUGCAGGACAUCAACGACAACCCACCUCUGUUUGAGGAAGGGCCCUACAGCGCCUUGGUGCCUGAGAUGGCCAACAUAGGUACUUCUAUAAUCCAGGUGACAGCAACAGAUGCUGACGACCCAACCUAUGGGAACAGUGCCAGACUGGUGUACACACUGGUGCAGGGACAGCAGUUCUUCUCUGUGGACCCACAGACAGGUAUACUGCGCACAGCGGUGCCUGAUAUGGACAGGGAAACCCAGGACCGGUACCUGGUUGUUCUGCAGGCCAAGGACAUGGGGGGCCAUCUGGGAGGUCUCUCAGGGACCACCACUGUCACCGUGAGGCUGAGUGAUGUCAACGACAACCCCCCUCGCUUCACACAGAGUAUGUGGUCCUUCUCUGUGUCCGAGCUGGCUGUUCCGGGGGCGGAGGUGGGCCGUAUCUCGGCAACAGAUGCUGACCUGGGCGACAAUGCCAAGCUGGAAUAUACCAUCCUGGAGGGAGAGACGGGGAACACCUUCAACAUCAGCGGAGCGAACCAAGAGGCUGUGAUCACACUGAACAAGGCUGUGGACUAUGAGAGUCGUAGCUCCUACUCUUUCUCCGUGGAGGUGUUGAACCCCAUGGUGGACCCUCGUUUCCUCCGCCGCGGGCCCUUUAAGGACCGCGCCUCCAUCCGGGUGGCCGUGCUGGACGCAGACGAGCCGCCCCGCUUCUCCCGGGCUCGCUACCGUAUGGAUGUGUCGGAGAACUGCCCUCCCGCCUGCACCGUGGGACGGGUUAGUGCUGUGGACCCUGAUACUGGACUCACCAAUAACAUCAGGUUCUCUAUUGAUCCCCAGUCAGAUCCAGAGGCUCUGUUCCGUAUCACCCCGGACAGCGGCCUCAUCACCACGGCCAUGGAGCUGGACCGUGAGCGCGAACAAUGGCACAACAUCACCGUCAUCGCCACACAGAGAGACAACCCCAGCCAGGUGUCCAGAGUGGUGGUGACCAUAGAAACGCUGGACCUGAAUGACAAUGCUCCCGAGCUGGACAGAAAAUACACAACAGCAAUGUGUGACUCCUCAGCCACCGGACAGGUGGUGCAGGUGUUGCGUGCGAUUGAUAGAGAUGAGGGAGGGAAUGACAGCGCUGUCUAUUUCAGCAUCCCUCCAGAGUCCAGCGUCGCCCUCAACUUCAGCAUCAGGGACAGUGGAGGCCCCACCGCCACCCUGUUGCUCUUGUCGCCCCUGCAGCCCCUCUCCCGCUCGUCCUCCUCCUCCCUCACGCUGCACGUCCCCCUGGUACUAAGGGACGGGACAUCUGGCCUGACCUCCACUGGGACGGUCACCGUGUCCGUUUGCCCCUGCCUGAGAGGAGGGGCCCGGGCUGGGGAGAAGGAGAGGCAGGAGAGGCAGACUGAGGGAGACUGGGAGUGGGAGAGAGAGACGGUGUGUGUCCCCCAGCAGUCCACCUCUCCUUCCCCUGGGCUUAGCACCGCCGCCCUGCUGGCCAUCCUGGCCUGUGUUGCCACUCUGCUGGCGGUCAGUGCCUUGUCCCUGUCCCUCCGCCGUCAGAAGCGGGACUCUCUGUCCCCCCUGGAGGAGGACGAUGUGCGGGAGAACAUCAUCACCUACGACGACGAGGGUGGGGGUGAGGCCGACACGGCCGCCUUCGACAUUGCAGCGCUCCAGAGCGCCCCCCACAGCUCACGCAGGGUAUACCGCACCCUGGACAGCAGGAACAUACGCUACUCCCAGCACGUCCAGGACAAAGCCCAGUCUUACAGCUGGGCCCAGAACCCAACCCUGGACCCGGCCUACUCCGGCCCUGGAGGGCCCAUGUAUGGCCGCGUCUGCUACAGCAGCCAUACCUUACCUGUUCUCCGACGUACUCCAGGGAGCCAGUUUGAGCUGGGCCUGGCUGAGCUGGCCUACCGCUUCCCUGGGGGCCAGCCGGACCACUCGUUGGUCAUCCAGAAUCAGGGGGCCAUGGUGGGGGCCCUGGAGCCAGGGGCCGUGUACAAAGGGCCAGCUGAAAUGAGCAGCAGAGAGAGCAGAAACGGAACGGGCCCGCAGAGCGGGGUUAGCACCUCAGAUGGAGGGACACCGCGGACCAAUGACAGCCAGGAGAGAGGCGGAGGGGGAGCUAUGAGCAACUGUACAGAGAACAGCAGCGAGCAGCAGAGCCAAAGCCAGGACUCAGUGGACUUGGUCCAGUCUGAGACCCUCCCCCGGGAGAGGGAGCACAGCCUGGUCCUGACCCGCUCUGGCUCCGUGGUUGGUCAGGGAGGUGCCUGGGUGUGUGACUCGGCCACCCUGCCCAUGGCGGGCCGCAGAGCCUCCCGCGCAGGCCUCUCCCCCAAAUGCUCCGGCUUAGCUGAAGGAGGUUCCUCUGGUGGUGGAGGCCCUGGGGCGAACGGCACAGACAGCAAGUCUCACCAGUCAGCCGCCCGCAACUACACCAGUGUCCUGCAGGGGGAGGCAGCGGGACAGAGGCAGGACUACCCUGGGAGCAUGGGGAGGGGAGGGCUGGAGAUUGGCAGCAACUUUGUGGUGGCCAGGCCGGACAGGGAGAGCGGAGGGAUAUCUCUGACUGGCACUUCUUGCGGGGGGAUGUACCCAGAGGGGUUCAUGGCUGACUGGCGGGACAGGGUGGGUAUUGGGGCAUACAUUUUAGGAAGAAGGGAUAUGACCCCCCAGAUGCUGCCCUUCCCAGGGCAGCCCAGGGGUGCAUAUGGGGGCAUCAUGGGGUACGGGGCAGGGUGGGUCCCAGGGAUAGAGGCAGGGAGAGGGGGUCCAGUACCAGGUGGUCACUCCUUGGCCCUCAGGGUGGGUGAGUUCCUCCGCCUUCGUCUGGCUCAGGUCACCUUUGACCCCUCGCAGCCUCCCUAUGAUUCAGUGCAGGUGUACGGGCUGGAGGGCACAGGGUCACGUGCAGGCUCCCUCAGUUCGCUGGAGAGUGAGGGAGAGAAGGAUGCAGAGAAGGAGGAGUGGGGAGGAGGACUGGAGGAGUGGGGUCCACAAUUUCGGGAGCUAGCCAAGCUGUUCCGAGAUAGGGAGAAAGAAAAACAAGAGGAGACAGAGAAGGAUGGGGAGGGAGGAGUAGAGAACAACAAAAAAGAGGCUGAAAAAGAGGAGGGGCAGAAAGAGGAGCUGUCUGGAGAUGAGGGGAAAGACAGAGGGAGAAGAGAACAAAUGAGAGAGAAUGAGGGAAGGGUGGAAGAAUGAUUAAAAGGCUAGCAGAGUUAGAAUAAUGGGAAGAGAAGUUAACGGAGAGAGAGAUGAAGAGGGAGAAUAAUAAAAAGAGACAGUUAAAAAUGAGCCCAGGGAAGCAAGGGCAGGGGAGGGAGUGAUUGAUGUAAUUUAAAGCAAUAAGUGGUGAAAGGCUGAUACGUGUGAGCACAGAUACUGAGACAAUGUGCAUGAUGCUUCUCCACUAAGCAGCAACAAUUUAUUAAGUGGUCUGGACAAAGAGAAACAACUUAAACAUCCGAGACAGGAUUUUCAUUCAGCUCUACAUCUAUAGAAAUAGAAAGAGAGAGGAAGUAAGCGAAUGUGUUUCUUUGUUUGCAUGUGUGUGGGAUGAGGGUGUGUAUGUGAGAGAGAGAAAUUGGAAACAAAUUAUUAUGGGGGGGGGGGG